CUCUAGGCAAUUUUGUUGUGUAUAGUCAGUCUAGGGCAUGUUUCCUGAUGGGAUAGUCGAUGCGUAACUCCUGAACAUGGCACCAGUGUUGUAACUAUGAACCAUGACGAACAAUGCAGAUCUUUCCCUUAAUUUUCAGAGAGUAAUGCAGGCUUAUUGCAGUUGUUUAACUUCCACAGAUUUAUGUUAAGUUUUGACCGGUUUAGUUCAAAACAUGUGAAUAAAAGUUUUGUUGUUUUGUUGUAAAGUUUAAGAUAUCCGGGUCUAGCUACAUCAUUAUGCAGCAAACACUGCAAUUUUUUGAAGUUUUAUUAGUUCAGCUUUUACUGUGGGUUUCCCUUCUUCCUUCGCGGCUUCUUACUUCGUCCAUAUAUUCAUAUGACUAUCACAACGUGUUGCUGGAUCAUUUUGCUUCCAAAAAUUUCCAAAUAAAGUUACCAUGCAAGGCUCUGCUGAGUGAUGGGAAAAGGAGUGGACGGGUGGUGUUUAAUGCGUUUUGCGAAAGACAGCCUUUCCAGGUGAAUCUUAUUUUACCUAAUGUAUCAUCGGAAUGCCAACAUAUUCAGUCUGACGAAGAGCUGCGGUUGUAUUUAAACAUCCGGUCACUAUCUCUGCAACAAUCCGAAACCGUCAACAUCAUCGAUCCGCUAUCCCGUUCAAAAAAGCAGCUUACCUCGCAGCAUAAACCCAAUACCAUCGAUUUCGGCCUCCAGUCCUACGGACAAGCCCUGUCUUCUGGGUCAAGUAUCCUUGUGGAAUAUUUGCCCGGAAAUUCCGUUCCCGUUUGUACGGGAAAAGACGGCGACACACUGUUAAUGGACAUCGACUUCGUCAUCGUUUCCAAAGCCGUACCGCAGAAUAUCGACGGCUAUAAAUUCACCAACUGCGAGGCACUGAACGGCUAUAUCCCGACCGGUAUGCUAUGUGAUCAGUACAGCGAUAGUCGACCGUUAGGUUGCCCGGUGAAUAUUUCACAAAGCGCUGUAAAGGGCACCGGCAGCAAAGAUCCCGAUCCGGCGACCGGACAGGAUCGCCGCAAUCUGGAUUGCUACAAGUUGGCCUUGGGUGAUGCGGCGGAGAGUGUCAGAAGUAUUAUGGAUGGAUCGUUGGUGGUGAUUGAAGCGGUAUCAGACGCACACAGAUUACGCACACAAGGACUGACACCCAUGUUAUCAUUUCUAACGACUUCCUUAGUAUGUUUUUCGCUCUUUGUAUAGGAUUUUGAUUUUUGAUAAUUUAUUCCAUACAUUUCUGUCUUUCAAAUGAAAAUGGUGGUGUUUAUCACGUACUGAGAAACGCACGAACAGCAUAUAGAUAUACCAAAAUGUCUGAAUUGUGCUACUAGCGGUGCUGAUCCACUAUAUAUACUCGUAAUAUGUAAACUUAUAUCAUAUAUGUAAGUA
Molecule: messenger RNA, 1403 nt
Organism: Paramacrobiotus metropolitanus
Lineage: Eukaryota; Metazoa; Tardigrada; Eutardigrada; Parachela; Macrobiotidae
Exons: 3
Coding region: 279-1217 (312 amino acids)
Source: RefSeq, a predicted model, not a curated record